GUGUAGAAGUGUGUCCCGGAGCUUUUGAUCCUGUGAGCGAAUGAGGUUAAAUGUGCGAAACUCGGAUUGGAUUUUUCCGUCUCGGUGUGGUUUGAUUUUCGUUUUCGUCGCAAUGUGUUUGAAUCCGCGGGAGUGUCGUGAGUUGCCUUCAGUUCUGUGAUUUUGCGUUUCUGUUUCGAGGACAAGAAAAUCUCCGGAGUCACGAUGACCAAAUUAACGGAGGAGAUGGUUUUUGCCAGGACUCGCCAGUCCUCCUUGGAUGCGAUCGUGAAAUUCAAUUGCUGGGGAGCCGAUCUCUCAGAUGUCAGCGUGUGUAGAAAAUUCAGAAACUGUCAAGUUUUGUCACUGAGUGUGAAUCAGAUCUCUACCCUCGAAGACUUUCAAAACUUGCCAAAGCUACAAGAGCUUUUCAUCCGGAAGAAUAACAUUCAGCAUUUGUCGGAUAUAAUUUACCUGAAAAGUUGUCCGUCGUUGCAUUGCCUGUGGCUGGAUGAGAAUCCUUGCGCCGAGCAUGACAAUUAUAGACUGACCGUCAUUAGGAAUUUACCCAAUUUAAAGAAAUUGGACAAUGUAGAAAUCACGCCAGAUGAAAAGCGAGAGGCCGCACGAAGAGGUCAUAUUCUACAGCAUCCAGACUUAACGGAUACUUCUCCAGAGGAAUCUGAAACAGAGGAUGUUCAGUAUCAGAGGUCACAAAUCAUUGAGGAACAAUCUAGGCCAUCUCCAGAGUCAGAAGAUAGUCCAAGUAGAGAUAGAGAUAUUUAUGAAUAUCAACCAGCUCAAGAACAAAUUAGUUACACUAACUCAACAAGGUAUCACUCUAGUCAAAAUCACUCAUUACCUGAGGAAAAUAAUGUAGGAAAUAAUCACCAUAGUAAUUGGGGCUCAAGACAAGGGCUUCACAAAGAAAGUAGUAGCAGUGAAGGAAGUCCGACCAACGGCCAUCGAUACAUUCCAAAUUACUCGUCGCAAGAAGAGAGUUAUGUACAGACAUAUCCAAAAAUAGUUUCUCAUUCUAACAAUGACCUCAGGUCGCAGGAAAUUCUCUCCAGACGAGCCUCAAUCCUGGGCAGGCGCUCAGCCUCCAGAACCUCAAACAUAAUGUCAGCCGUAAUGCAUCUGGUAUCGGAAUUGGACUACUCAGAUCUAGUUGUUCUCGAGGCAGCCAUCCGAAGUAGACUCGAUAAAAUGGAUCAAGAUUCAGGAGAAUGAAACCGCCUGAAUGGUCGCACUUUUGUCCGACAGUGGCUUUGAAUCUUGAGGAUAUUUUGGAUUCUCAUACUUCCUCCCUUGUCUUGCCAGCACUUGUUCUCGUUUAAGUUAUCUAAUGUUUGAAGAUGCUUCCAAACAUAAGUUGAGAUGAAAUCGCAACAGAAAGGCUUUUUGCUCCAGCCGUACCAGCCCAAAAGGAACUUUUAUGGAAGGGCUAAUUGUAUUCUUCCAAGUCAUUGCUGUUUGAUGUAACAGUAUUUUUUUUUUUUUUUUUGCAACUCUUCAAGAGCUCUGAAUGUAUCUCCAAAGUGAAAUUUCUUAUAUCAAGGCUUUAUGACCUUAUGUAAUUGCGUUGAUAACAUGUGACUGUAUACAGAGAAGAGGCCCUUGUGUUCAGAGGUAAAUUUCUAAAGAUAAAAUAGUAAAUUUUGUCUAGUUGGACUGAGGAGUCAAGAUGUGCGUUUUUAAUACGAAAAAAUACAUGCAAGUCUCUAAAAAUAAGAAAAGGGAGUAAAAAAUCAACCAAUUCUGAGCAUGAAGCAUGAAUACUUAAAGAUCUAGUAAUUUUUUCAUGGAACCAUGGCUUUCAGAUUGCUAACUUUAUACCCUCACAAUGUUGGUUUGAUUUAAGUCGACUUUUUUGGAUUUUUAUGGCACAGAACAGUUUGUGAAACACUCCUCUGUAAAUUGGAGGCAGUAUCUAAAAGACACUGCACAAAAUAUCGAAAAAUUCAAUUCAGCUUAAUUUUGUUAUUAUGUGAUAACAAUGUUUUUUAUGACCGCUUGAGCACAAUGAACUUUUUAAAUUGCAUGUGCCAAUGUCAAGAAAAGUGGAUUUUUUGGCAUUUUUACUAACAUUUCUUUUAGAGGUGUAGGACUUGAGCUGUGUGGUGAAAUUUAGGAGAAAAAACCGUGAAAAAAAUGUGUUGCAAAAUUUCUCCUAAAUGAUGCGUGUAAAAAUGCGGGAAAAUUCACAAACCAACCCUGGUUUUCUUGAAAUUGGCACAUAGAAAGUCGGAUUCCAAAAAUCAUAUUGUGCUCUGGAAGUUGUUAAGGAAAUCAUUUCAAAUAAAGAAAUUUAGGCGGCAUCAAAAUCUUGUGGCAUUUUUUGCUGGGUCCCUUUAAGUACCUUGGCACCAAGGUCUCUUUUCUCAUAUGUUAUCUUAUCUGAAAAGAAAAACCCACCUUUGCUUAGUCGCCAUGAAUGUGGUAACUCUCUUUGGUUUCACCAGAAAUUUUGCCUUUUCAAUUGAAAAAUUCCCUAUGAUGCCUUCUUUUAUAGUCAACACGUACGGUAAAUGCAUGCUUUUCUGGCUUACGAUUUCAAACCGUUCCUUAGGAGGUGUCACAUUAUCAAAAAUUACUUUUCAGUUGUUUUUACCAGUUGACGUAACUUGUUCCAAAUACUAUUUGCAUAAUAACAAAUUAACCAAUUAUCAAAAAAAAAAUUGAUUUUGUUUCAUCUAUAGACCAGUUUUGAAAGGAUGGUUUUCAACAAAACUUCUGAGGAGUCAUAACACCCCUGAAAGCCAUUGAAUAAAAAUAAUAGAAAAGAAAGCACAUGUCUUAUUUUUAAAGGUUACCCUUUUUGACGUAUUUUAAAACAAUCAAUAUGCUAUUACAGGUUUUUUAUUUUUAUUUUGUCUUCUGUCGAACUGAACUAUCUAUUUAUUGCACCAAUCGGAAGAAAAGGAAAAAGAAAACAACUUUAGAUAAUUGAAUUGUCAAGAGUAUACAAGUGAUGUGCAGUGUUAUAACAAUUCAUUGGUCAUGACAAUGUGAUCCAGUCAGUCUUGCAGCUGACAUCCCAUUCAUUCAAUGACUUUAUGCAUCGGUUAAAACAAUUAAAUAAGGCUGGUCCUUAAGAAGUCGUCGUAUCCGAUUGCCACUGUAAUUUUCAAUUUUAUUUUACAUAUUUUUAUUAAUGGACUAUCGAAGGAAAAUUUCAAAUUUUAUUUAAAUAGACUGAGAGUAUUUUCUUUUAAUUUCUUGGGGAGGUGAUAAGAAUAAUUUAUUUUUAGUAAAACUUUACCAGAGCAAAAUACAGAUAUUGCAUACUACGCGAAGAUGAUCCUUUUCAGCUUAGAGGCAUGGCAUCUUAAAAAAGGAUGUAGCCUAGUGCAAAUCAGAAAGCAACAUGUGCACGAAAUCUGUCUCUCGUGAAAACAAUGUGCUCAACACUUUAGAUCUUCUUCGGUUUAGGCAGGGCUUCCUGAUAUAGCAAGCCAAAUUUCUGAAGAGCGUAGCUCAGUGGGUUGUUUAAGAUGCUGUACAUUAAAAUCCCUACUCAAAUAUGGUUGCGCCCUGUUUGAAGAAUUUUAAAACUGCAAGGCAACUUUUAUACUUCAAAAACAGGGAAAGAGGUAAACAAAUUUUCUAGAAUUUUCAGAAUGCAAAUGUUUGAUUCAAAACAUCUUUCAAAUUCAUCUGUAUUUUCAGUAACAUAUUAAUUUUUUUACACCGAACUAAUUAUUAGAACUAUAAGCAAUUAAUACUGUUAUUUUUGUGAAAAAAUUGAUGAUCAGCAUUAAAUUGUCACUAAAAUGAGUAAUCCUUUUAUAUGUUACGUUAAUGACGCAAAGCCUCGUACUUAUAUUUUACUCAUUUCGUUUGUAUACAUAGUCAUAUCGUCCUUAAGUUCCUAUUUAGUGAUUUCACAAUUACAAUUUACAAAGUAAUUUCGGUUGUAUAAAAUUCAAUAUGUAAUACCUGCAGAAACAGAAACUCAGUUGUGAAACAUUUGACAUAUUUUAACUCAGUGGCAGACUUCUUUAUUAUGUGGGAAAAAUUUACGGAGUUCUGUACUCGUCAUUACUCUAAAAUUCAGUUUCAUUGUUAUAUUUCUGUUAUUAUCUGUGUAUUUGUGCGAUUUUUCAGUUUUCCAAAACUGGAAUAUGGCCGUAGUUUUCAGCAGGGGCUGAUUCAAUUAGUUGCCUCGCCAUGCUAAGAGAAAACGCUCCGAGAGUAUUUGAAUGUUGCCGAAUUUAGAUAAUUACUUUUGAGAAAAGUUAAGAGCAUUUUUCCUUGACAUUUUCAGAAACCGUAGAUUGAAUAAUGAACACAAUUUUCCAUUUACAACGAAAAAAUUCACAAGUUUGCCAGGAAAUUCAGUAUUGCCCGAUUGCUCAUAUAAUUUUUCUCCUUAGCAUGGUAGUGCGCCAGUCAAAAACCGUGUAUCUCUCUCCUCAAAUGCAGUGUAAUGUCUGUUUUAAUGUCUAAGGAAACUGCUGCUGUUGAGAAUAUCUUCUAUAAACAUCUUAACAACCACGUCCCUCUUUUCUUGCUUCUUUUCUUUAAAAUUUUCUCUUUUUAAAGUGCACCCUCGUGAUUUUGUGCAAUUGUAGCACAUAUUGUGCAAUUUUUCAGCGAAUAUUUGAUGUAUUUGGUGCAAUCUUAUUCAUUAGUAUUGUUAUUUUUCUUCAGUCUCAUUUCUGUUCAAGCUGGGAAGCAUUUUAUCAGUGAUAGGGUCAGUGGCAGAACUUUUAUGUAGACUAUCCAACAGUUGCUACCAAAGCAAAAUUCCAUGAGCGCCCCCCCCCCCCCCCCCCCAAAAGAAAAAAAACUUCAUGAAAAAUUUCACUUUAAGGAGUUGACAGUCGGGAUGACAUGCUAGGCCAUUUCUGUGGCUGGGCUUUGGCCAAUCAGUGAAUGCAGACUCUCUCGCCUAUCUAAGCCAUGAGAGACUGCCAAAAAUGCUGUAUCAAAUGGGUCUAUAUUGUGGUGGCUUUCAAAUGGACUUUCUCUGUCAUUUUGAGUAAAAAAAAUCAGAAUGAAUUACUGGGAGCUCAUCUCACAUAGUACUUCGAGAAAAUGAAUUUUAAAAAUAAAAAUUAAAAACAAGGCUCCACUGACCCAUUAUAAAUUUUUUCAUUCUGUUAUCAAACAAAAAAGGAUUAUAGAUAAUCCCUUUCUAGGAGCUCAUAGAUCAUUUCAUCGUAGGGGCUAUAUAUUUUUUAGUUCUCUCUUGUUUGAAAAUUUUCGUUUAAUGGUGCUCAUGUAAUAACGUUACUUUGAUCAAACUAGGUGUUUUUAUUUUGGUGCGAUUCACUUUACUAAUCAAUUAAUUGAUUGUCUUUAUGUACUCAGUAUAAUCAUUUGAUAAUUUUUUAAUCUCUAAUCUGUUUAUUUAUUCAGUUUUCCAAAUUUUUUGUGAUGGAAUGUGAGAUCGAUAUUUUGGUUGAAAGUAAGAAAAUGUGUGAAUGUGAAGGGCAGCAACAGUAGUCUAAGAUACUUGUUAAGAUACUUGAUAAGAUUUUUGAGAACACAUCCUGUAGGUCAAAUGUCAGUUUGAAUUUUUUCACUUAGCAUAACUUGUAACAAUUGUAGCUGGGAGGAAAAUUUUUUUCAGUUCAAUUUAAAAUUUUAUCGCAUCGAAAUUUAGUUCAUGUAGUACAAAUUCAACCUAAAAUAGAACCAAAAGUAAAUGUGAGUAGUGAAAAACAAUUCUAUCACUCUGUUUGUUAUGAUCGUUUUUAGUUUUUUCCUGCUAAUGCUCAACUGACUUUUAUCUUUUUUUUCCAUCCAGUAGUCCCAGUUUAAAUCAGUGGUCGAAACUUGUCUCCGCUCUCAUUUUGAUGGAUCCUAAUUGGGUCUUGUCUCAUCUUUUCUCCAGUUGAAUAAUUUUAUUUGUAGUCUUUUUCUGAUUUCUUUUUUUGUAACGUUCAUUUUGGCUCUUUUCAUAGCAUAUUUAAUUUAAAAAUUCCCACCUCUAGAAUUGAGAAAGAAAAUAAAGAUCAUAAUGGAACUUCAACACUAACUGAAGUCCGAUUCACUACGUACACAUUUCAAUUUCUAAUAUUGUAAACAGUGAUAAUGUCAGUAUUUUGUUCCAGUACAUAAGAACUUCCGUCCUGUGUGUAAAAUGUAUACUUGUGGAGAAAUUGUAAGUGUGAUACGCAAUCGUUGUACAUUUUGUUGUAAUUAAUGUAAAAUUCAGAUUUUUAUUUUUGAAGAUCAUAAUACCAUGCAAAUACUAAUACAUCUUAAGAUGAGUUGAUGUCCAAACUUUGAAACCAAGUAUCUCCAUGGGGAUGUCAUGAAAUUUCACCCUUCACUCGAGGAAAUGAGGCAACUCAAUUGUUUGAAAUUGUCACAAUUGUCUAAUUAGAGAAAAAAAAUGUACGAACAUUUACAAAAAACUAAAUUGACUGGAUUUGAGCUUAAGAAUAAAGUAUGAUAGGAGGUCUACAAAGUUGUGAACUGAGAUAUGUGAUUUCCAAGUUAAGCUAUUGAUAUUUUUGUUUUUCAAGUCUUCAAUUCUUGUUUUAAUUGCAUUUUUAUUUUCAAAUCAAGAAUUUUUGGUCAGUGAAGUAUAGCUGCCUUCUGUUGCUGCCUCAAAAUUUGGUUGCCUUUAGUAGGAUGGAACAAUCUUUUAUGAGAAGGAAAAGUUCUGGUCCUUAGUAACGGCCGGCACAAUCAUUAAUAAAAACCCCUCUACGCAAAGAAUUAAUUUCUCAAUUUUGAGCUUCCCAUCUCUCAGGCCCAUUUGUUAGAAGGCGUAUUAUUUUAUUAUUAUCUUAUCAAAUCUUGGUUUCUCCCCGUGAACUGAAUUAAGAUAGAAAUCAACUCCUUGUCAAAAGAACCAAGUUACAUUCGUUUUUCUUUUAAAUCUCCAAGGAAUUGAAUUAAAUUCGAGAUAGGAACCAUGUCCAUAUUGAUUGUUGAUGGUCUAUAUCGAUUGUUGAUUAUCCAUAUUGGUUGUCAAUUAUCCAUAUUGAUUAUUCUGGAGAAUUUUCCAAGUAACGGAUGAGCAACCCUGUUUCCCGUAUAACUUUGUCUUCUUUCGCUGAACGUAAUCCAAUUAAUCUUUGCUGGUCAGGUUCUUAAUUGCUGGUUCGUUCCGAGCUCUUCCAGAAAAAUUAAGCUUUCCAAAUUUUGUGUUCAUUCAGAGCUAUCCUUUUAUCACCUAAAAUAGAAUAUAGAAUUUCGUCUUUGAAGGGGCCCUUGAAUGAAACUUAUGAACUUCCAAAGAGAGUCGCAAUAGAGUAAUUUUUAGGCAAAUUUCUUAGCUCAGUAUUCUUUUUGGUGCUCACUUGAAUUGGCUUUCAUUAAUUCAAGGGUCUUUUUCGAAGAAUUCACCGCACACCUAGUGUUCAGAAUCAACAUAACUUAAUCCAUGCAUAUCAUCACCAAUAUCACAUUAAAGUCAUCAGUCUCAUCUUAUGUUAUUGACUGCAUAUAGAACGUCUAUAAGUCCCAGUCAAGAACGAGUUAAAAAAUAUCGUGGAACUCGGCGAUAAUUAAUUUUUUUUUCCAAAUAUUAUAGUUUUCACGAUUUUUGAGCAUGACUUUUAAUCUGGAACUUCCUGUGUGUCAAUUUUGAGAAUACUGAACUUAAAAAGUAAUACUUUUAACACAUACACAUGCAUAUACGUAAGGCACCACUGCUGUGUCCAAACAGUGAAAAUCUGAUGUGCGAAAGUGCGCAGAGAGCUUGUUAGCAAGGAAAAGAGAACACUUUUUGAUCCCGGAUUGGACUGUGCUGCAACAUGCAAAAUAGCAAACACGUAUUAAAGUCCUGAAAAAAUUAUCUUUCCAGCUACGAGUUCCUCAUUAUUGGACCAUAGGAAAUUCUGGUUCUAAAGCCAAAUGCCCCUAAGGUCUUAACACACAAAAUACAGAAAACUAAAGAAUCUAACCGCUAUCAAUUUUUCAUUAUUUUGCGCACCAUGAGAUUGUUUUGAAGCUACCGCUCUCACUUUGUUAUCACUUUGAAUUCCAGCUGCUGCAAAAAGAUAAAUAACUCAGAAUCAAAGGCAGCCCAAUCAUAAAAUUCCAGGGAGUUUGAUCCUGAAAUGUAAAAGAAAUAUCCACCUCAGUCAUAUAGCAUGAGAUUAAGAUCCCUUUCUGGAUCCGUGGCAAAAUUUAGAUCAUCAUUUAACGUAUUAAUGUCACAAUUGUAACAUAUUGUUCUAACUUGUUAUGUAAUAUGUACUUGCCUUAAUUGUGAUACUUUAUUUUAUAAUAAAAGCGAAAGUUUCAAUUA
Bemisia tabaci is the source of this 8197-nucleotide messenger RNA. RefSeq lists its product as uncharacterized. The record is from RefSeq and is a predicted model, not a curated record. NCBI's taxonomy places the organism in Eukaryota, Metazoa, Arthropoda, Insecta, Hemiptera, Aleyrodidae. Gene Ontology annotation, molecular function: protein binding. Gene Ontology annotation, biological process: cytoskeleton organization.